AUGUCGCAGCCCGUCAAGAGGUUUCCCGGCCACUUGGCUCAGUUUGUGCGGUGCUACUCGGUCUCCGCUGAGAGCAUUCCGGCGGCAAAGAAGAAGUACAUCCCGACGGAGGGCACAUAUCCCCAGGGCUUCCAGGCUUCUGGCAUCUUGGUUGGAGUCAAGCCUUCAAACAAGACGAAGCCUGACCUCGCUCUUCUGAGCUCAGACCGUCCUUGUGCCGCGGCGGCUGUCUUCACCAAGAACAAGUUCCAGGCGGCCCCGGUGACCUUCAGCAGGAACCUGUUGAAGAAGAAGGCCAACAAGGGCAUCCGAAGUGUUCUCAUCAACUCAGGAUGUGCCAACGCCGUCACUGGCAAGGGAGGUCUUGAGGAUGCCUCCCUCAUGGCCCACGCCGCUGACAAGGCCGUUGGUGGUGCUGGCGAUGCCUCGUCGACCAUUGUCAUGAGCACAGGCGUUAUCGGACAGAGAUUGCCCAUCGCAAAGAUUGUAGACAACGUCCCGACUGCCCAGGGAGCUCUGGGCUCUUCACACAAGCACUGGCUCAGCUUUGCUACCGCCAUCUGCACUACCGACACCUUCCCGAAACUCAUGUCCAAGACCUUCACCCUGCCCUCCUCGCCGGGCGUCGAGUACCGCAUUGCUGGAACCACCAAGGGCGCCGGUAUGAUCCACCCUAACAUGGCUACCCUUCUGGGUGUUGUCGCCACGGACGCUCCCAUCUCUCCUGCCGUCAUGCCUUCGGUCCUCAAGCACGCCGUCGACCGCUCCUUCAACAGCAUCACCAUUGAUGGAGACACCUCGACCAACGACACCAUGGCCCUUCUCGCCAACGGCGCUGCCGGCGGCAAGGAGAUCACCUCUCAGGAUUCCCCCGACUACGCCGCCUUCAAGGAGGUUCUGACCGACUUCUCCAUCGACCUGGCCAAGCUCAUCGUUCGUGACGGUGAGGGCGCUACCAAGUUUGUCACCAUCCGCGUCGUCGAGUCUGCCAGUGAGGAGGCUGCCAGGAAAAUUGCCAGCACCAUCGCCAGGUCCCCCCUCGUCAAGACUGCUCUCUACGGCCGUGACGCCAACUGGGGCCGCAUUCUGUGUGCGACUGGUUACUCUCUGGUUUCCGAGCCUGGUCAGGCCGUCAUUGAUGUGCCCGAGGUCGUUCCUGAGAAGACCAACGUCUCUUUCAUUCCCACUGACGGCAGCGCUGAGCUGAAGCUUCUGGUCAACGGCGAGCCCGAGAUGGUUGAUGAGGCCAGAGCCUCUGAGAUUCUGGAGCUUGAGGACUUGGAGAUCCUUGUCAGGCUUGGCACUGGUGAUAAGGAGGCUACGUACUGGACUUGCGACUACAGCCACGAGUACAUUACUAUCAACGGCGACUACCGCACAUAG
Messenger RNA from Colletotrichum chrysophilum, 1383 nucleotides. RefSeq lists its product as uncharacterized. Gene Ontology annotation, biological process: L-arginine biosynthetic process; L-ornithine biosynthetic process. NCBI's taxonomy places the organism in Eukaryota, Fungi, Ascomycota, Sordariomycetes, Glomerellales, Glomerellaceae. Gene Ontology annotation, cellular component: mitochondrial matrix. Gene Ontology annotation, molecular function: L-glutamate N-acetyltransferase activity, acting on acetyl-L-ornithine as donor; L-glutamate N-acetyltransferase activity, acting on acetyl-CoA as donor. The transcript has a single exon. The coding region runs from base 1 to 1383 and encodes 460 amino acids. The record is from RefSeq and is a predicted model, not a curated record.